GCGACCGUCUCUCCGCGCACGUGCGUUUGUCGCGCACUGUACGCGCGCGAGCACGUGGCGCGUACAGUGCGCGAUGUGUGCGCGGCGAUGUGGGGCACGCCGCGUGUAGGACUAUGAAGCGAUCGCACUGUAGUGCAGUAAUCGCACCGUUGUACAGUAAUCGCACUGUAGUACAGUAAUCGCACUGUAGUACAGUAAUCACACUGUAGUACAGUAAUCGCACUGAAGUACAGUAAUCGCACUGUAGUAAGGUGCGAGGCUGCCACGAUCGCGGGGACUCUCUCCAGCGCGGCGCGCGUGUGCGCAUACGCUCCACCGAUUUAAAAUAACCUCCGCACACACAGAAUCACACACACACAGACUCACACGGUUUGGGGGGGUGCCGUGUUUAUGUUUGCAGUGCGGCGGCCACGACGGCCUCAGUGAAAGUGCGAGAGGAGAGGUUUGCGGGGUGGUGCUGCCCGUAGUAAAGAAAGAGAGAGAGCUGAAGGACGUGUCUGUCUCAGCGUCGCGAGAGGAUGCAGGUGCAUGUGCACACAGGUGUCUCCAAGGAGGUGUUCGUGAAGGAGAUCGGGCCCCUGAUGUAGAUGCCACCACCGCCAUCUAUUGCGCGGCGGUUGAACUUAGGCCUCUCGGUCCGAACAGGCAACUGGACAUAUGGAUCGCGACGGCCGGCGGUGCUGCGAGGCGUGGAUGUGGGGCCGUGCCUGUCUCGCUGGGACGCCGACUACCUGCAAGCGGCCGGGGGCACACGGCCCGUCAGGGUCCACGCCUCCCCCUCACCUCGCAUGGACUUCAUCCACAAGAACUUUGCCUACAAAACCCUCCCGUUCGAUGAGUUCAUUCGACGCACGGCUGAAGAAAAGCACUCUAAAUUCUUCUUUUGUGAGAAUGAAAAAUACUACCUGCGAGCUUUGGGCAAUGACCCCAAAAAGGAUGUUGCUGACAUAAGAAAGCAGUUUCCUGAGUUGGCCAAGGAUGUCAUCCUCCCUGAAUUUUAUGAAGAAGAGCAGUUCUUUUCAAGUGUCUUCCGCAUCAGCUCUCCGGGCAUUCAGCUUUGGACACACUAUGAUGUUAUGGAUAACAUGCUGAUUCAGGUGGUGGGCAGGAAGAGAGUGGUGUUGUUCAGCCCCAGUGACGUGCCUUUCCUCUACCUCAAUGGUGACAAGUCGGAGGUCUUGGAUAUCGACAGCCCGGACUUGAAAACGUUUCCUGAGUUCAGCAAGGCCACCUGGCACGAGUGCGUGCUGGAGGCAGGAGAUGUCCUUUUCAUUCCAGCACUGUGGUUCCACAACGUGACGUCUUUGGAGUUUGGCGUGGCCGUCAAUGUCUUCUGGCGGCAUCUUCCGCUUGACGCUUACGACCGCACGGACACCUACGGCAACAAGGACCCAGUGGCGGCCGCGCGAGCCGUGCAGAUCCUGGAACGCGCGCUGAAGACGCUGGCAGAGUUGCCUCCGGACUAUCAACACUUUUACGGGCAGCGCAUGAUCCUGACGGUGCAAAGGAAGGUGCUCGGAAGAAAUUGUUCUGAACCAGCUGCAAAAUGAUUCUAGAUUUGAAGCUUUCGUGACUGCAAGGAUUCAUAUUCUUAGUUUUUUUCGGUAAAGUCACGUAGGUAAAACAUCAAAAUUAAUAAAAAUAAAAUAAAAUAAAGAUCACGACGUUUCGGAGGCAACACAAGUCUCCGUCAUCAGGUGGGACCGUCACAUGAUGGCUGUAUUUAAGCAACUUAAAAAAAACAUCCAAUUGUAACAUGACUUAAAUUGUUAAAAGGGCCUCCAUCCUAAAAUGAGUAUUAGGGCUGUGCUUAUAUUUGUUAGUGGCUCCAAGCCAGUGGCGAAAAUUGCACUUUCUCUUGGCAGGGGACAGCCUCCACAGACUGACCAAUGUCCCACAAAGUAAUACUCGUUUCAUUGACCCCUGAAGGAUAUCGGGUUGAGAUGACCCCCAGUGCCAGGUCAGUCAUUGGGGGUUGUUUGACUAAAAUGUCACCACGCUGGUCAGUUAAUUGACUAAAUGUUGUAUAUAAAUGUACCAUAAUAUAAUACACAUUCUUUUACAUAAUACAAAUGGAGUACAAAAUAGUCGGCAGUGCAAUAACCAACCUACUUCAGUCGUUAACUUAGGAUCGUACAUUUUAUAGCGUUGGCGACACUUUUAAGUUUGAUUUGAAAGUUUUCGGAGGACAGCUGCGACGCAUAUGAAUUUGUACAGUGAAAGCAUAAUUAAAUAGUAAUUGUUUUGUCGAAAAAGAUCAUCUUAAGGAUUCAUUUCAAUAGCUUACAGGCAUAUGGUGAUACAUAAGAAAACGCAUGCUUCCUAAUGGCUGUGGUGUACCAUGUUAAUGGGUCCAUCUGCUGUGCCAGAGUGAACAUCACGGUCAGAAUUGCACACAGCUGACCACCUAGGCAACAGCCCUCAUCUGUAUUCAGAUACGUUUUGAUUUUAUUUACCGAUGUUUUUGUAUUAUUCAAUGUGGCAAUUAUUUACAUAAAUCUAAAUUUGCCUCAGUUUCUGCAGGAGGUUUAAGACUAUUGGGUUUGUUUUUUGUUUAUUUUGGCCUGAAGGCUUAAACUUGCCGAAUGUUAUGAAUCAUUUUGCCUGGUUUAUACAAUUCGUUUUUAUUCAUUAUUGGUGUGGAAAGAUAUAUUUCGAUAAACAUGCUCAAUGGUGACCUCUACAGUUGGUGAUUGGGAUUGAUUGACCUUUGGUGUUUUAUGUACCAUUAAGCAUCAUAGUAAAUGAACUAAUGUAAAAAAAAACACAUCAAGCAAUGACGUAUCCUCCUUAAUAGUUGAGUGAAAUGUUACUAUCCAGUUGCAUUGCAAAGUAUGGUUCUGGUGUAUAAAAUACUUGAGCACGCGUGGUAUUCAAUAAAUAACGAAACGACA
This is a messenger RNA of Lethenteron reissneri (Far Eastern brook lamprey), 2894 nucleotides long. It is a transcript of the gene TYW5, whose product is annotated as tRNA-yW synthesizing protein 5. Gene Ontology annotation, molecular function: tRNA binding. NCBI's taxonomy places the organism in Eukaryota, Metazoa, Chordata, Hyperoartia, Petromyzontiformes, Petromyzontidae. Gene Ontology annotation, biological process: wybutosine biosynthetic process. The record is from RefSeq and is a predicted model, not a curated record.